AAAAGGUCGGAACAAAAAGACCAAAAUUUGAUAAACGAGCAGAAUGACGCCAAAGCUAAACAGUUUUGUUCUUUACUAAAUUGGUGAUAUUUUCAACUUAGUUGUAAAUAUAGGGGCAAUGAGUGAUGCAGAGAACCGAGGCAACAGUGAAGCUAGUACUCCCCCCAAAAAGAAGGCAAAAUAUGGUAAAAGCAAGCAUUUAAAAUUGAGUGGUUGACCGACCCAGAUUUAAAAGACUGGGUGGAACCUGAUGUAAGUGAUAAAUAUGCUGCAUUAUGCAGGGUAUGCAACUGUAAACUAAAUAAUUGUAACAAGUCCGGGCUCUUCAAGCACAAGGCUUCCACCAAGCACAUGAAAAAAUUAUCUAAAAAAAAAUAGUUCUGAUAUACAAUACUUACUGAAAAAACUUCAAGGCAAGAUCUACAUGAUCAAGCUCGGCAGGUAGAGACUGCUCUCAAAAUUCAUGGUAGAGCAUAGAAUGGAUUUUUCAAUUGCAGAUCACUUGGUAAAAUUAUUAAAGAAAAUGUUCCCAGACAGUAAUAUUGCUCAAAAUUUGAAGAUGAAAAUGAAAAAAGAAAAAAUAACUCACGAUUUUGGCGUGUGAGAGCCAGACACAGAGCAAAGAGAGCUUCACAAUAAGGCGAGGAGCAGCAGCCGGUCACUGAAAUAUACUAACAAAAUGGCUUUGGAAGCAAUAAAAUGGAAUGAAAAUAAGCUAUACAUCCUUGACCAACUUCGCUUGCCGUUAGAAACAGAAUAUAUUACUGUCAACAAUGUUAAAGAAGGCUGGCAAGUCAUAAAUAAGAUGCAGGUUAGAGGAGCUCCUGCAAUUGCAAUUGUUGGUUGUCUGAGUCUAGCAACUGAAUUGAGUCAGGCAUCAUUUAAGGACAAACAUGAGCUGCUCGAAACCAUAUGUGAAAAGUUGCAGUAUCUAGUAACAGCUCGACCUACUGCUGUUAACAUGAAGAAAGCUGCUGAAGAACUGACAUCGUUUACUAAGAAUUUGUAUAAUGAUAAGGUUUCAGUUACAGAGAUGGUCGAUUCAGUAAUUAGUUGGUGCCAGAAGAUGUUAAAUUAUGAUGUUAGUACUAAUAAGAAAAUUGGUGACUUUGGUGCUGACUCAAUUUUGAAAUCUGCUGGAGGCAAGAAUGUAAAGAUACUGACACACUGUAACACUGGCUCACUGGCAACUGCUGGCUAUGGUACAGCACUUGGAGUUGUUCGAUCCAUUCAUGCACGUGGAUGCUUAGAUCAGGCCUACUGCACAGAAACUCGUCCAUACAACCAAGGUGCACGCCUCACUGCGUAUGAGCUGGUGUAUGAUAAAAUACCGGGAACUUUGAUCUGUGAUAGUAUGGUAGCAGCCUUGAUUAAUUCUCACAAGAUUGAUGCCAUUGUCGUUGGAGCUGAUCGAGUUACCAGCAAUGGUGAUACAGCAAAUAAGAUAGGCACCUAUCAGUUAGCUGUCAUUGCUAAACACCAUAAUGUUCCAUUUUAUGUGUGUGCUCCUACAUCAUCCAUUGACCUAAAUUUAGCUGUGGGCAAGGAUAUACCAAUUGAAGAACGACCACACAAUGAGAUGACAGAUAUUGCUGGUAUUAAGAUUGCAUCCCCAGGUAUAUCUUGCUGGAACCCUGCAUUUGAUGUCACUCCUGCAGAAUUGAUCACAGGUGGAAUUGUCACAGAGUUAGGAAUCUUCAAACCUGCAGAGUUGGCUGACAAAUUGAAAGCCUAAAGAGAGUAAACUUUUGUUUUGUCUUUUACAAUGUAAUUUUUUGUAUUGGUAUAGGAUCACAUGAGUAAUCACCCCAACUUAUUUCAUCUUAAGAUUAACCACCCUCAAGUAAACCUAACACAACCCAUCCCAACCCAAUGCCCCCAGGUAGUAUUAGGGAGUUUAAUCGUAAGUGGAAAAAAGUUGGGGUGGCAAAUUUUCAUGUGAUUCUGGUUUAUUUUUCAAACUGAAUAUAGAUUGUUCCAAAUUUUUUCAAACUUGAGAUUUUAUAGUUGAGAUUGAGGACUUAACGUGAUAGCUGCACCAAUAAAAACUUGCACUGGAUACCAUGAAAAUAUCCUGUUAACACCAGUAUAUUAUCUUGAUAGUUACUGAUAUUGAUGAAAGCUAGUAAAAGAUGGUAUGAAGUAGUUAUGUACCUAAGUUAUAUACAGUACAGUACUGUAUAUGCUCGUAAGGGUAGUUCUCAAUAUGAACAUGGAAUGAUGAAAAAGAGGAAUGGGGUGCCUGUUAUAUUAGUGAACAUUUUAUUUUUGUUUAGUAAUGUGCUUUUUUAUUACUUUUCAUAAGUUUGUAUGGUUGCUACAUUACUUAGUAUUAUAUUUUUGCCUCAUGAAGUUGCCAAGUAUUCAUGAAUGUUUAUAGUAGUUGAUAUAUUAUGUAUUACACCUGGAACUAUAAUAAAUUGUUAUGGAAUGUGUUGGGGUUUUAUGGUGAUUUUCCUUUGUUUGUUUGACCUAGAAAUUAAGUUUUUGUGAGAUACUCCUAAUUACUAUGGACUAGGCUGCAUAUAAUAAUAAAAGACGACUACUGUACAUAGUUAGCUUAUCAAACAUGUUUGGUUUUCUGUUUUAAAUUCAGUUUUCAGAAAACUUAGUACAAAUUUUAAAUAAGAUCGCUGGAUUGCAGUGCAGGAUUUUUCUGGAGUGAGCAGAAAUCUAAAAAUUUACAUUUAUAUUUGUUACUGAUUGCAUUCUUUAAAUUUUCAGUAGUGCACUGUUCUGUGUUAUAAAUCAGUGCAGUCCAUAACAAAUGUGCUAAAAUUGACAUGUCAAUGUUUAAUUUUUUUUCACUGAAAUCAGCAUUCAAGAAUUUGUAUGUGUGUGUGUGCUUGUCAGAGGCUGACAGUGGGAACUGUUAUUAUAAAACUUAAAAAUAAAUAUUCCUAUAAUU
Molecule: messenger RNA, 2908 nt
Organism: Homarus americanus (American lobster)
Lineage: Eukaryota; Metazoa; Arthropoda; Malacostraca; Decapoda; Nephropidae
Product: methylthioribose-1-phosphate isomerase-like
Exons: 6
Coding region: 680-1735 (351 amino acids)
Molecular function (GO): S-methyl-5-thioribose-1-phosphate isomerase activity
Source: RefSeq, a predicted model, not a curated record